UCAUAGCACUAGGUUCCCUACGCUUACUACUUCAUUGUUCCUCUUCGCUACAGUAGCAGCCCCUUCCUCGGUUGCGCCUCCGCUAGCCACCGCACCAAACCGGCACUCCCGUCCCCUAAAAUCUCAACCCAGCAUUGAGCUUCUGUUCAAUCAACCACACAAACACCAACCAAGAACACAAAGAGAAGAAGAAGAACAAUGCAAGACGGUGAGAUUGAUCAAACAACAACCACAUCGAAUGGAGAGAACAACUCGGAGUCGAAAUCGAAGAAGAAGUUGAAGAUGAAGAAGAAGCUGGAGAAGGAAACAGAGAAGGCUGAUAAGCGUGGCUUGUGCUACAUGAGUCGCAUCCCUCCUCACAUGGACCAUAUCAAGCUUCGCCACAUUCUCUCUCAAUUUGGUGAUAUUCAAAGAAUUUUUCUCGCUCCUCAAGAUUCUGCUUCUAAGAGGUCACACGGAUCCAGAGACCAAAUGUUUUCAGAAGGAUGGGUCGAAUUCACUGAUAAAAGAGUUGCUAAGAGGGUUGCCAAUAUGUUAAAUGGUGAACAGAUAGGAGGAAAGAAGAGGUCAUCUUUCUACUAUGACCUUUGGAAUAUUAAGUACUUAAGUAAGUACAAGUGGGAUGAUCUGUCCGACGAAACAGCCUUCAAGAAAGCUCAGCGCAAGGAAAAACUGGCAUUAGAACUUUCUGCUGCCAAGAGAGAAAGGGAUUCCUAUCUAUCCAAUGUUGAACGCUCACGUGCUUUGAGUGCUAUAGAGGAGCGACUGAAGAAGAAACAAAAGGUUCAACCAGACUCAGUACAAGUGACGAAAGUGAUUCGCCAUUUCUCUCAGACAAAGCCAAUAGCAGCUGCUGCUAAAACUAAAUCUGAACUCUCCGACGAUGUACUGGAUGCAGUAUUUGGCGGCUCAUAGUGCAUGUAUUGGUUAUACCUUCAACAUGGGGUCAUACUUUCUUGAUGUAUCUAUUAAUUUGUAAUGAUUUUUCUAGAAAUUAGUUUCCUUGUUGAUCCUUUAUUUUCAAAAUUAAAAGGGAUCUGCAUACGAAACAACUAAGAGGCAAUGGGGUUAGCGGAGUUGAAGUUUCUGAAUUGUGCAAGAUUUGGUUUUGAGUGAAACUUUUUGCCAGUUGCAAACAAAACCGUCCAAUUAUGAAUUGUAAUCUC
Molecule: messenger RNA, 1166 nt
Organism: Lotus japonicus
Lineage: Eukaryota; Viridiplantae; Streptophyta; Magnoliopsida; Fabales; Fabaceae
Product: pre-rRNA-processing protein ESF2
Exons: 7
Coding region: 199-915 (238 amino acids)
Biological process (GO): small-subunit processome assembly; endonucleolytic cleavage in ITS1 to separate SSU-rRNA from 5.8S rRNA and LSU-rRNA from tricistronic rRNA transcript (SSU-rRNA, 5.8S rRNA, LSU-rRNA); endonucleolytic cleavage in 5'-ETS of tricistronic rRNA transcript (SSU-rRNA, 5.8S rRNA, LSU-rRNA)
Cellular component (GO): nucleolus
Molecular function (GO): RNA binding
Source: RefSeq, a predicted model, not a curated record